Molecule: messenger RNA, 1603 nt
Organism: Exserohilum turcica Et28A
Lineage: Eukaryota; Fungi; Ascomycota; Dothideomycetes; Pleosporales; Pleosporaceae
Exons: 3
Coding region: 104-1486 (460 amino acids)
Biological process (GO): proteasome-mediated ubiquitin-dependent protein catabolic process
Cellular component (GO): proteasome regulatory particle, base subcomplex
Molecular function (GO): proteasome-activating activity; ATP hydrolysis activity; ATP binding
Source: RefSeq, a predicted model, not a curated record
CCAGCCUCUCGACCGCGGACAUCACUAACAAUCGCUGUGAUACUGUCCGGCUCAUCUCCAUCAGCUGCCUGUUGCACACAAUCACUCACGCCACACCGUCACAAUGUCUACACUCGAAGAUCUCGACGAUCUCGAGCGCCACGAGAAGGAGGAGAGAAAGGACGACGACAACAAGGACGGGGACAAGGGCGGAAAGAAGGCCGAUGGCGACGCGGACAUGAAGGAUGCGGAGCCCGAGGAGGAGCAGCUCGACGAGGAGAUUCUCAACUCAAGCACACGAGACAUCAUCGCGCGGAGGCGGUUACUGGAGAACGACAUGCGCAUCAUGAAGAGCGAGUUCCAGCGGCUCACACACGAGAAGGCGUCGAUGAACGAGAAGAUCAAGGACAACUUGGACAAGAUUGAGAACAACAGGCAACUGCCCUAUCUCGUCGGAAACGUGGUCGAAAUCCUCGACCUGGACGUGACGGCCGAGGCGGCUGAGGAAGGGGCAAACAUCGACCUGGACGCCACCCGCGUCGGCAAGUCGGCCGUCAUCAAGACGUCGACGCGGCAGACGAUAUUCCUGCCCCUCAUCGGGCUGGUGGACCACGAGAAGCUCAAGCCCGGCGACCUGAUUGGUGUGAAUAAGGAUUCAUACCUGGUCCUGGACACACUGCCUGCAGAGUACGACAGCAGAGUCAAGGCCAUGGAGGUUGAUGAGAAGCCGACGGAGAAAUACACCGACGUCGGAGGUCUGGACAAGCAGAUUGAGGAGCUCGUAGAGGCAGUGGUCUGGCCGAUGAAGGAGGCUGAGCGGUUCAAGAAGAUUGGCAUCAAGGCUCCAAAGGGUGCAUUGAUGUACGGCCCGCCGGGUACAGGAAAGACGCUUCUGGCACGAGCCUGCGCGGCGCAAACCGACGCCACGUUCCUCAAGCUUGCCGGCCCGCAGCUCGUGCAGAUGUUCAUUGGUGACGGUGCAAAGCUGGUGCGUGACUGCUUUGCUCUCGCAAAAGAAAAGGCGCCUUCAAUCAUCUUCAUCGACGAGUUGGACGCGGUCGGCACCAAGCGGUUCGAUUCGGAAAAGUCUGGAGACAGGGAGGUGCAACGAACCAUGUUGGAGCUGCUCAACCAGCUGGAUGGUUUCGCGUCGGAUGACCGUGUCAAGGUGCUGGCGGCCACUAACCGAGUCGAUGUGCUGGACCCCGCGCUGCUCCGUUCGGGACGUCUGGACAGGAAGAUCGAGUUCCCGCUGCCAAACGAGGAGGCGCGCGCACAGAUCAUGCGCAUUCAUUCAAGGAAAAUGACUGUGGAUGACGGUGUCAACUGGCAAGAGUUGGCACGCAGUACUGACGAGUUUGGUGGGGCUCAACUGAAGGCUGUGUGCGUCGAGGCUGGUAUGAUUGCGCUUCGGACGGGCCACCAAAAGAUCAGCCACGAGCACUAUGUGGACGCGAUUGCUGAAGUGCAGGCCAAGAAGAAGGACACGGUCAACUUCUAUGCCUAAGGAGAAGUUGGAUGGCGGCUUGCAUGCGUGUGCUCUCAUGCCGGCUUGUAAUAAUACUUAGACCUUGACCAGGUACCAUAGCCGAAAUGACGAUUACGAAUGAAUCGGUUAUCUCAU